Messenger RNA from Abrus precatorius (Indian licorice), 777 nucleotides. RefSeq lists its product as uncharacterized. NCBI's taxonomy places the organism in Eukaryota, Viridiplantae, Streptophyta, Magnoliopsida, Fabales, Fabaceae. The transcript has 4 exons. The record is from RefSeq and is a predicted model, not a curated record. Bases 1 to 777 code for a protein of 258 amino acids.
AUGAGAUGUGCAGGGAAUACUUUAGAGAAGCCAAAGAAAAAUGGGAGACACGGAAACAACGCGCACGGAUACCAAAAACCUGCAUGGUUGGAAGCUCUUUACACGCAAAAGUUCUUUGUGGGCUGCUCUCACCAUGAGAAUGCAAAAAAGAAUGAAAAGAACAUAUGUUGCUUAGAUUGUUGCACCAGCAUUUGUCCCCAUUGCUUGCCUUCCCAUCGCUUCCAUAGGCUUCUUCAGGUUCGCCGUUACGUUUAUCAUGAUGUUGUCAGAUUGGAAGAUCUUCACAAACUCAUUGACUGCUCCAACGUGCAGUCUUAUACCAUCAAUAGUGCCAAGGUGGUGUUCAUAAAGAAGAGACCUCAAAAUCGGCAAUUCAAGGGAUCAGGAAACUACUGCACUUCCUGUGACAGAAGUCUCCAAGAACCCUUUAUCCAUUGUUCUCUAGGAUGCAAGGUGGAUUUUGUGCUGAAACACUACAAGAAACUCUCUCCCUAUUUGAGAAGAUGCAACACCUUGCAUCUAAGUCCUGAUUUCCUAAUCCCACAAGAGAUGGGUGAUGAUGAGAUGACUCGUUCAACAAUUGUGGACUGUGAUGAGCCAAUGAGCUCAUCCUCAGGAUCAGAGAACAUGAGCAUGGCUUGCACAGAGAUUGUUAGGAAGAAGCGUAGUGGGUGGAAUGUGUGUGGAAGAUCAAUGGCCAACAAGGUUUCUAAUGAAGACAUGGCUACUAGCAUGAGUAGAAGGAAAGGCAUCCCUCAUAGAUCUCCUUUGUGUUAG